Molecule: messenger RNA, 378 nt
Organism: Cantharellus anzutake
Lineage: Eukaryota; Fungi; Basidiomycota; Agaricomycetes; Cantharellales; Hydnaceae
Exons: 3
Coding region: 1-378 (125 amino acids)
Source: RefSeq, a predicted model, not a curated record
AUGUCCCGACUCAAUGCAGGGGAGCAGUGGUGGGAGCUGAGAAUGGAACACGAUGUCACAACGGCAUAUCAUGAGGGCAAUGUGACAAGGUGGGAGGAACCAAUGAAGGAUGCCUGCAUAGAAUGCAUCAGGAUGGAGGAGAGAGAUGAGCACUGGGGCCGUUGGAAGGAUGUGUUGCGGACGGAGGUGGUCACAGCAGAGCGGAGGGAAGAUGCAGAAGGACAAAUGCGACCAUUGCGUCGGCACUGCCAGUGGCGCUGGACGGGAUGGGGCAAGAGAUCAACAACGGAUGAGGCAGCAGAGCGGUGGGAGUGUUGUCGCAUGCCAAUAAGAUGGACACUGAACGCGUCGGUUCAUGAGCGGGGUCUCAACAUCUGA